CAACGUCGGGGUGGGCAUAUUUAUCCGCCGCGGGCAUCCUAAAAAGUAUAAACGAACCAAAACCAUGCGCAGAUUCAGGGCUGUAUCCGCCAUGGGCAGCCUUUCACUCCCAUGUCACACCGUCUUCACACUCACCCACUUCCCCGCCUUCUCUUAUCCGCGAGUUCACCCUUCUCACAUCAUUUCUUAUUCCCGAGCGAAGUCUGUAAUACAGCCUCUGCGCCCACUAUCAACAUCUUCGUCCUCUGCAACUUCUGUCAUCUCAUCGCCUCCUUUCUCGAGAUCGGAGCACCCCGUCGACCCUAAGUACCUCUCAUGCUCACUACCGGAUAAGAGUCCUCUCAAGCUGGCAGUUCUGGUUAGCGGUGGGGUUGAUAGCAGCGUCGCUCUCCGCCUCCUCCACGCCGCAGGACACUCCUGCACAGCAUUCUAUCUAAAAAUAUGGUUCCAGGAAGGCUUUGAGAACUUCUGGUCGGAGUGUCCAUGGGAGGAGGAUCUAAAAUAUGUAAAAGCUGUCUGUGACCAGGUUGACGUCCCUCUGCAAGUUGUGCAUUUGACUGAUGAGUAUUGGAAUAAUGUGUUUGUGGGGGCCUGGAUGGGGUUAUGCGGAGCAAAUGAGGGCUUAAGACGGGUAUCAUACAUUAUCGAUGAAUAUAGAUGUGGACGGACUCCAAAUCCAGAUGUCCUGUGCAAUACAAGAAUAAAAUUUGGUGCAUUUAUGGACGCAAUAAGUGGAAUGGAAUUUGACUUUGUUGCUUCUGGACAUUAUGCAAAGAUUGUUCAUGCGUCUUCUGAUCAACCACUCCAGCCUUCUGUUCUGGAAUUGUCAAAAGAUGUGGUAAAGGACCAAACAUACUUCCUAUCACAUCUCUCACAGUCUCAACUUAAGCGACUUAUUUUCCCUCUUGGAUGUAUUCCGAAGGAAGAGGUAUGCAAACUAGCGAAGUUAUUUGAUCUACCAAACCAGGACCGUAAAGAUUCACAAGGAAUAUGCUUUCUUGGCAAGAUAAAGUUUUGUGAUUUUGUUGCAAGACACAUCGGGGAGGUAGAAGGGAUUAUAUUAGAAGCUGAAACAGGGGAUUAUCUUGGAAAGCACAGAGGGUUUUGGUUCUACACUAUUGGUCAACGACAAGGUCUACGGCUUCCUGGAGGACCAUGGUACGUCGUGGAGAAAGACAGUAAGAAUAAUGUAGUGUUUGUGUCAAGAAACUACUUCUCGGCUGAUAAGAAAAGACGCAUAUUUCGUGUUGGAUCGCUGAAAUGGCUAAGUGGGAGCUAUCCUGCACAUGCAAAUCAACUUCAAUGCAAGGUUCGCCAUGGCCCCACUCUCUACAACUGUAGUUUGGCAAUGGAAGUUGACAACAAUGGUAAAAUAGUUGGCGUUGUCCAGCUGUCUCAAGAUGACCAAGGGCUGGCAGCAGGUCAGUUUGCUGCUUUCUAUGAUGGGAUGACCUGUCUUGGCUCUGGCAUCAUCAUGGAUUCUUGGGAUGAUCAAGGGUAUCCAGUAUGCGAAAGGGCUCUUGAAAUAGCAAGAAUGGAGGAUAAGUCAACGCUUGGCAGGCCAGUGAGAAUAACAGUUAAAUCGGGUAAUAAUCAUUUAAAGGAAUCUGAUCCCAAAGAUCAUAGAGAGAAUCUAAAUCCUAUUGUUGGUUCUGAAACUAAUGAGCGGAAUAUGUCUCACCAAGGAGAGGAUCACAGAGUAUUGAAUUGGUUAGAGUGGCUAAAGGAGAAGUGGUUACAAGUUUUUUAGUGUGUUUAUAGGUUGUAUUAUUGUAUAUGCGUAGGAUCUAUCCAGGUUGCACCUAAUGAUAAAACAGAAAUGCUAGGGGUACCCCAUUUUGUGUACCACAUUCGGACACACGGUCUGUCUACGCAGACAACUCUAUUCGGAACUACAAGGUUGUCUGUAUACAUACUACUCAAGACAUACAGUGUGUGCGAAUGGGGUACACAAAAUGGGGUACCCCUAGCAUUUCUCAUGAUAAAAAGCAAAACCAUAAUCUUUGACCAGAUUUAUGAUUUUACGUAGAGCUUUAAGGAGUGUCCAUGUAAGCAUGCUUUUGCCACUAAAGUGCAAUAUCCUGGACUUAUUUUAGAGGGAGGUCUUGAUUUGGAUGAUGGCAUGAUGCGUCAUUCUUGUUUCUCUUCAUCUCAAUUUAUGGUCUUUACCAACCUCCUUUCUGUUGGACUUCAGGCUGAUCACACCACCAGGGAUUACCAUUCUUACAUUUUUCAGGACAUAUUCUAAAAUAUCUUCUUUAUCCAUGAUUGUAUAUCCUCAAAUUUGUAUAGCAGGCUCCAUUUAGAGUUUAGACUCCCCCCUGCGUUGUUGUCUUGUUGAUGUCAUAAUCCUAUUAUUUGACAUGAGGCCCUCUCUUAAUUUAAUUUACACAAAUGUCAAUUAAAGCUCAUGCACUUAGGCAUUUUCAAUGACAUGUGUGAUUAGGG
This is a messenger RNA of Cuscuta epithymum, 2448 nucleotides long. Lineage: Eukaryota; Viridiplantae; Streptophyta; Magnoliopsida; Solanales; Convolvulaceae. The record is from the annotation of a GenBank genome assembly.